AUUUCGACGAUUUGUACACAAAAAUGCAAUCAUGGCCGAAUUCGACACGAUAUACGAAGAGGACAGUGAGGAAAGUGAUGUUUACCCGGUAGAAAUGAGUAUCAACACUUUGCCAGAUCCAAUAAUUAUAAGAGGAACUGGUUAUGUCACCGUAUUUGGGCUUAGCAAUAAAUUUGAUGAUGAGUUUCCUCAGCAACUGUUUGCCAAGGUUGCACCAGAGGAAUAUAAGGAGAGCAUUGACAGAAUCAACAGUGUUCUGAUGAAGACGUUACCCAUGAAUAUUAAGUGGUUGCUGUGUGGCUGUAUAUGUUGUUGUUGUACCCUCGGCUGUUCGCUAUGGCCAGUAGUCUGUCUUAGCAAAAGGAGUCGACAUUCAAUUGAAAAAGCGGUUGAUUGGGAGAACAGUCGACUGUACCACAAACUUGGCCUUCAUUGGGCGUUAUGCAAAGAAAAGUGUGAAAACAGUAAUAUGAUGGAAUAUGUCCUGAAGAUAGAAUAUGUCCCAAAAGAAAGCAUACUAAAGCCAGACUGAGAUUACUACUACAUAUCAGAGGGGGCUGGGUCAUCAAUUACCAUAGGAUGGCAGCAAACAGGAACAACAUGUUAAAACAUCCUGUUAGCUGGUCUUAGCCUAUCAGUCAUCCAGGCCAGGGUGUGGCAUCAACAUCUGAGAGAUGGUGUUGGCACUGGGUUGUAGAGGGAUUUGUGAUGAUUUAUGAAGAUAACUGCACAGAAUAAUCUUUAAAGCCAGGCUCCAGAGAAGAAAGAUGAUCGAUAUGUUGUACAACUGAUUUUUUAAAAGACACAAAAAGCAGUUUUGAUGAAAAAUUUGAAGCGGUUUAAUGAGAUGCAGAUUUUUGAAUAUUUAAAACUGGGAAAAAAGGGUGGUUAUGCCCCUUUCUAUGCCCCUUUUCCCCCCCCCCCCCCCAUAUUUUAAAUAUUAAAAAAUCUACUGUAUGUCUUACCAAGUUUUUUGUGUACAAUAUGAUUUUUGUCUUAGAAAAAUCAGUUCUGCAACAUAUCAAAAAAUUGUUUUCCUCCAGAGCCUGUCUUUAAUACAUUUUUUUGCUGGUAAUGAGUUUUGGGAUUAGUUGAUGUAUGCAAAUGGAUGGUACUUUUAUAAUUCUGUGAAGACUUUUAAUGACUUUUUGUUCUUCCUAUUUGGAUUGGCCAGUUCAGAAAUACAUCAGGUAUAAAAAUUCGUUCAGAAAUGUUCAGCCUUAAGUUACUAACAUCUUUGAUUCUAUUUACAAUCGUCUAAAGACCAACUCAUACAGCGUCGUACGACGCAGCCCAACGCAAUUUAUCGUCGUGGCUGGUCUUAAGCUGUCGUGAGAAAUGUUAAACAUGUUUAAUAUUCUACAACGCGACAACACAUUGCAUCGGGCUGCAUCGUAUGAAGCUCUCUAAGUCUUUAUGAUAAUGUUCUGUAAUGUACUUACUGUUUUUUAUAUAAAACAAUGUCAAGCUUUCCAUAAUUAUGAAAUAUUAUUGUACAUUAUGCAACAUGAAAGAACUACAGUACCUUGUACUGGCAAUGGCGUUUCUAGUGGUCAUAACAUGAAGGCGGGGCCUGUGAGGGCGCUAGCUAGGGUAACACUUGAGAGUAAAUUUAUAUUCCUCAAACAAUUUCCAGUGGGUAAAUCUUAAGUGGAGAGAUGCAAGCCAUAAUGCUCAGUUGCUGAUUAAUUCAGUAGCAAUUUUGUGUGCUCUUUAUUCUGUUCUGAAAUUUGAGUUAAUACUGUACUGUAUUCGCUUUAUAUCUUUUUUGCAAUGUUCUAUGAUAAAAAUCUGUAAUAUUUGAAAGACCUGUUUUAAUAUUAUCAUAGUAUAUCUUGGUUUUUUAACAGUAAAUUAAUAAUUUAUAUUACGGAAGUUUCUGAUGCUUGGCCCAGUUGGACAAUGGAGCUUAUAUUAUGGGAUGUAAUGUGAGAACUAAACUAAAAGUACAAGUUAAAACUUGUGUAGAAUACUUGCCAAAGAGAUUGGAAAGAUAUAACAAUAUAUCCGAGCCUACAGUUUGUAUAUUGGAAAUAUGUGUUGAGAUCCUAUGUGUUCAAUAUAUUUUGAGUGGCAAUUGGAUUUGGGGGUGGGGGUGGGGAAGUGGACAGGGUUUGUAGCAACCCUAAAUGUGAGGUCUUGCUGUAAAAUGAGUCAUUUUUAAAGAAAUAUUUGCAGUAUGUUAAUUAUUCAAAUACAAUAGAUAAACUUAUUCAUUAUACAUUAUAAACUUCAAUUUGGUUUUGAAUGACUUUUAGGAAACUGGUUUUAGUAGAUCCAGAGAUAUGACCAACUAAAAUUUAGAUGUACUGUAUGGUUAAAAUAAUAAACAAUAUUAAGUCUGCAAAAUAUAAAUUGACAUGAAAAAACUUUUCAUAGUAAGAAAAUAUCAUAAAGUACCAUCAAACUAUAUAAGUAUAGAAGUAUUUAACAACAAUAGGACACAUGUAAAUAUUGACUUUUAUCUCAUUAUGAUCUUGGCAACAUUGUAUCUUAUUUUGUGAAAAGACCUCACAACUAUCACCCCUCAAGCCAUCUUCUACUUGGUGCAAUGCACCAUUAUUGCUGUAUUUCAGCUACCCAAAUUGCUGCCUGUCGCUAAUUUUAUGCCUGUACUAUAGAUGUUGAAGUCAACCAUAGGCCUUGAAGGCUGGGACCUACUUCCCAUCCCGCAUCCUUGAUAUUUAAGGCUUACCGUAAUAUUAUAGACUUCCAUUUGCUUAAGUGUGAGUAUAGACGGGUUUUAAUCACUUAAUAUGUACUGUACAUUAAUAAGGUAAUUGAUAUUAUAGUAAAGUAAAAUGCAUACAAUUACUAGUCAGGACAAAAUUUACCGGUAUUAAAAUUUUGGGAAAAAUCAUUCGAAACAUUAACCAAAAAUUACAAGUGACGAUUCAAACAAUAUCACUAUCACGGGUAUAGACAGGUUUCAAUCACUUAAUAUGUAGUGUACGUUGAAAAGGUAAUCAAUAUAUUAUAGUAAAAAGUAAAAUGCAAGUCAGGACAAAAUUUACUUGUAUUAAAGUUUUGGUGAAAAUCAUUUGAAACAUUAACCAAAAAUUACAAGUGACGAUUCAAACAAAAUCACUAUCACGGGUAUAGACAGGUUUCAAUCACUUAAUAUGUACUGUACGUUAAAAAGGUAAUCAAUAUAUUAUAGGAAAAAAUAAAAUGCAAGUCAGGACAAAAUUUACUUGUAUUAAAGUUUUGGGGAAAAUCAUUUGAAACAUUAACCAAAAAUUACAAGUGACGAUUCAAACAAAAUCACUAUUGGUUUACUGUAGGCCUAUUGGACUAAGUCCAGCUACACAAGUAAAGACGAAAAAUGAUGUACCUUUGGGGGGGUUUGCAAACUAGCAUAAGAAGUACUUUAAUUACUUUUUCGUUUUCUAUUUUAAUUGUAAUAUAUUUGUUGUAGUGAUAUUGGUUUGCUUUGUGGAUUUGUUAACUCUACUGUUGGUUUUAGAUGUUUGAUUAUUUACAUUUUUUUUUUUGUUGCAUCCUAGCCUUUUACGUAUUGUAAAUGACCUAAUAAAUGAAUGCCACAGAGCAUAUAACAUUUU
Molecule: messenger RNA, 3563 nt
Organism: Anneissia japonica
Lineage: Eukaryota; Metazoa; Echinodermata; Crinoidea; Comatulida; Comatulidae
Product: cysteine-rich hydrophobic domain-containing protein 2-like
Exons: 5
Coding region: 32-532 (166 amino acids)
Source: RefSeq, a predicted model, not a curated record